CACCAGGGGCGUUAGGUGGCUAGUCGGUCAAUUUUAGCUUGAAGAAUUGUUUUUAUGAAGAUUCCCUGCAUAGGAAUAGUGUUGGUGCUUGGUUGGAUAGAUAUCUGAGUAAACCUACAUUUCCACCACAGAAAAUCAUUGGUUUGGUCAAAAAGACGGUUUUUGAUUUGUUUGGUUGUCAUUGCAUUAAAUGAUCUCUAUGUUGUUCUUAUGGCAUUGAAAGUUCUAUCUCCAAUUUUAUGGGCAGAAAGGGAUCUCAUCUAGGACAUGAUACCAUUAUUGAUGGCAUGCUCAAAGAUGGGUUAUGGGAUGUAUACAAUGACUUUGGAAUGGGAGUAUGUGCAGAAAUAUGUGCUGACCAACAUAUCAUUACACGAGAAGAGCAGGAUUCUUAUGCUAUUCAAAGCUUUGAGCGUGGAAUUGCUGCUCAAAACAAUGGCCUCUUGGCUUGGGAAAUAGUUCCAGUUGAAGUUUCGGGGAGAAGAGGGAAACCAUCCACAAUUAUAGAUAGGGAUGAAGGUUUAGCAAAGUUUGAUGCUGCAAAAUUGAGGAAGCUUAGACCAAGCUUUAAGGAAGAUGGAGGAUCUGUUACUGCUGGCAAUGCUUCUAGCAUUAGUGAUGGUGCAGCAGCGUUAGUGCUAGUAAGUGGCGAGAAGGCAAUCAAGCUUGGUUUGCAAGUAGUUGCUAAGAUCAGAGGAUAUGCUGAUGCUGCUCAGGCACCUGAAUUGUUUACGACGGCUCCAGCCCUUGCCAUACCAAAAGCUAUUUCAGCUGCUGGUUUGGAGGCUUUUCAAAUUGAUUACUAUGAAAUAAAUGAAGCUUUUUCAGUUGUGGCUCUUGUCAAUCAAAAACUGCUUGGCCUUAACCCUGAAAAGGUUAAUGUUCAUGGUGGAGCUGUAUCGUUGGGACAUCCAUUAGGGUGUAGUGGAGCUCGUAUAUUAGUCGCAUUGUUGGGGGUGCUGAGACAGAAGAAUGGAAAGUUCGGGGUUGGUGGAAUCUGCAAUGGAGGAGGAGGAGCAUCUGCCCUUGUUUUUGAGCUCAUGUAAGCCAUGCAUAUAUAUAUAUUUGGCCGGUUACGAAGGUGGGACCGUCAUCUUUAUGAAACCAAUACAUGUACUGCUGAGAAAUUUUGUGGUUGUUUGUUUUUUGUUUUUCAACUUUAAAAGAAUAUAAAGCAAGCUGUAUCAAGUCUUAUGGAAGUGGACAAGUGCUUCUUCUUUUCUGAAAUGUUGAUGUUUUAUCAGAUAAAGAAACAAAAAAGCAACUGAACCGUGCUAAUUCCGAAA
Theobroma umbraticum is the source of this 1286-nucleotide messenger RNA. It is a transcript of the gene AACT1, whose product is annotated as Thiolase family protein. NCBI's taxonomy places the organism in Eukaryota, Viridiplantae, Streptophyta, Magnoliopsida, Malvales, Malvaceae. Gene Ontology annotation, molecular function: acetyl-CoA C-acetyltransferase activity. Gene Ontology annotation, biological process: fatty acid beta-oxidation. The record is from RefSeq and is a predicted model, not a curated record. Gene Ontology annotation, cellular component: mitochondrion.